AUGCCGUCGUUCUUCUCCUCCACUCUUUCUACCUUCCCUCCCACUCCACCUCAUGUUAUUGGCAGCCGUCUCGAAUCAGAGACGCCGUUCUAUCAGCAAAAUAAUUCUGCCUAUGCCAUGAGAUUUCCUCAAAACGGCUAUGAUUUUAUCGAAAAGUUCUCGCAGACCGCCAACGCCAACUACCAAAACCAUGGCCCGAUGACUACGCACUCGCAGCCAUUACAUCCGCUACACGGAGGUCGGGAAAUGGGUUCUUCUCAGACGAUGGUAUCGCACCAGGCCCUUCCACAAGCCAUCUAUGGCACGGUGAACCCUCCUAUCCUGCCUCCCAUUCGUUCAAGCACGAAGCUUCCCCCGAUGGACAACGCGAUUCCUCCGCAGUAUCGACGACAAGAAAAAGUCAAUCACCAGGACUCACGACCCAAGGAGGAAAAACCGACCGGAGGCGUGGCGGCCCACCUGGACUACGAGAUGGGUCAGAUGUCGGAUUUCGUGGCGGAAAUGGCCCAGGGAAUGUAUGCUUUGUAUAUCUCCAAGAUUGUGCUUGCAGAUAUUGACUUCGCUCGAAGUGUUUACCCAGGAACAACAGUCCCGCCCCAAUUCCGAAAAUACGUCUCACAGAUUCUUUCUUCAACUCGUCUACCUAGCUCCACCAUUCUUCUAGGCCUCUACUACUUGGCAUGUCGAAUGCGGAUGCUUUCAGCAGCUGAUGUCUACAAGUCUGGAAGCUCUCAGGUCUACCGCAUGCUUACCACCGCUCUUUUGCUUGGAAGCAAGUUCCUCGACGACAAUACGUUCCAAAAUCGCUCUUGGGCGGAAGUUAGCAAUAUUCCCGUUGCGGAAUUGAAUGCGAUGGAAUUGGAGUGGCUUUUCGGGUUUGAAUGGAACAUCCAUAACCGUAUCCACAACAAGCAAGACGGGUUCAAGUCGUGGAAGGCACAUUGGGAUACAUGGCGCGCAAAGGCUGAUGCAAGGGCGAACGAGUCUCGCAGUAAACUUGCUCCCAUUGAUACAAACAUCCAAAGACAGCAUGCAUCUCAACAGAAGGCGGCGCUUCUGUCCCCCGAUGGGCCAAUUCCCCCUCAAUAUCAGAGGGGUGCGUGGCUAAGCUCUAAUGCUUCAGAUUACUCUCCGCCUUCAGCGCCUCAUAGCGGUCCUAAUACGCCUGAUUACUACCGUCCUGCCCCUUGGGCAUACAGCAACCCGCCACCUCCGUAUUCUCGUGGCUGGGUUGUCCCUCAACAGUACAUUCCUCCGGCUCCCCGAUCGCAACCGCCAUCCUACCACCACACGCCUUCCUAUACACACGCCUUCUCACCAACGGGUUGGACUGGACAUGGAUCGUCCUGUGGCUGCUUGUAUUGUGCGAAACACCAAGAGCACUACCUACAUACAGUAGCUUUUGCCAUUCAACCUGUUGCCGGCUAA
Blastomyces gilchristii SLH14081 is the source of this 1428-nucleotide messenger RNA. RefSeq names its product meiotically up-regulated 80 protein. Lineage: Eukaryota; Fungi; Ascomycota; Eurotiomycetes; Onygenales; Ajellomycetaceae. The transcript has a single exon. Gene Ontology annotation, biological process: regulation of cyclin-dependent protein serine/threonine kinase activity. Gene Ontology annotation, cellular component: cyclin-dependent protein kinase holoenzyme complex; nucleus. Bases 1 to 1428 code for a protein of 475 amino acids. The record is from RefSeq and is a predicted model, not a curated record. Gene Ontology annotation, molecular function: protein kinase binding; cyclin-dependent protein serine/threonine kinase regulator activity.